Messenger RNA from Ilyonectria robusta, 725 nucleotides. RefSeq names its product ubiquitin-conjugating enzyme. Lineage: Eukaryota; Fungi; Ascomycota; Sordariomycetes; Hypocreales; Nectriaceae. Gene Ontology annotation, cellular component: nucleus. Gene Ontology annotation, biological process: protein K63-linked ubiquitination; DNA damage tolerance. The transcript is spliced from 3 exons. The record is from RefSeq and is a predicted model, not a curated record. Bases 193 to 606 code for a protein of 137 amino acids.
UGAAUAUCGCCAAACCGCCAUCCCACCUCCCGCCAUUCGGCCAUCCAUCCUCUCCCUGACACCACAACCCGCCAUCCAACGUUUCUUUUGUCACCCUCAGCCACCCGCCCAGGCCCGCCUCUCCCGCCCCGUUUACAACAAGCGAGACAACCUCAAGACCUCUCCGGCAAGAACGGGUCCGACAUAACAGUCAUGGCCAAGGUCCCGCGCAACUUCCGCCUGUUGGAGGAGCUCGAGAAGGGCGAGAAGGGUCUCGGCGCCGAGGCUUGCAGCUACGGUCUCAAGGAUCCCGAUGAUCUUUUCAUGACCAACUGGAACGGCACCAUCUUGGGCCCACCCCAUUCCGUAUACGAGAACCGCAUCUACAGCGUUGAAAUCACUUGCGGCCCCGAAUACCCCGACCGCCCCCCGGAGGUCAGGUUCACUACAAAGGUCAUCCUGCCCUGUGUCGACGACCGAGGCCUCGUGCUCAGCAGCAUCCUCCCCUGUCUGAGCGAGUGGAAGCGCAACAAUACUAUCGAGACUAUCCUGAUCGAAUUGCGAAGAUACAUGGCUGCUCCCCAGCAUAAGAAGAUCCCUCAGCCUCCUGAGGGAGAGGAGUAUUAAGCCCAGUGCUUCAGAAUUGGACGAUCGGUCGCUGUGCAACCAACAUGGCGAAUUCAUCUCCCGAGGGGAACAUCACAAAUGAAGAUCAUCACAAGUGAACAAGAUUAACGAACCAACCA